AAAAAUACCAACGAUGUCUCAAAAUCAAAACAAAAAGGAUUGUUUUAUAUUCCAAAUAGUUUAAAGUUCGUAUGCGAAGUAAUCGAUAGAGAAUGUGCAGCCGCGGGACCAUAUUCAGUUAACUCUGAACUAUUACUUCUAUUAGAAUCAUUAAACUACUUGGAAAAGGCAUGCAUUGCAAAUUAUUUCUGCAAGCUACCAUGGAAUGUGGCCAGUGUUAAAGUCCUUGCAAGUCUCAAUCAACUGCGAAUACUCACUUCCUCGGAAUAUAUAUUAAACCAAACCGACGAUGAACACGUUCAACUUGUCUUAAAUGACUUCCUAGAAACUGAAUUCAAUUUAAUGGCCAAUUUAAUUAUAACUGCUCACUAUGACCUCAUGGUUGGUUCAAAAAUAAGCGAAUACAUCGACGAAAGUAUUCGUCGUCUUAUAGCUGAUCUAGAAAAUGACCCAAAACUGAAUAAUUUCGAUUAUAUGUUCGCUUUAAAUAACUAUCUACCUAAAGAGUUAUACUCAAAAUUUUUAGUGAGUCAUUUGAAAAUCAUCAUCUCAAUGCACAAACGAUCUACAAAAAUUGCAUUUGCAAGCUUCUCAGAUUGGAUGAAAAAUGACUUGGACGAUUGCAUCCUCCUUAGCAAUUUUUAUAAAAAAGCUAUUGUUGGAAAUGAUUUAGAAGUUGUUAAAAGUCUGCUCGCCAUUUCAACUGGGGAAAACUUUUUAGGUUGGAAAAACUAUUUGAUUCUUUUAGGUCUUGUAACAAAAAAUUCCACAAUAGAAUGCUAUUCGUACACUAAACGUUUCCUUAAAGAUCGCUUAAAAAUUGUUCCUGAAACUGAAUCAAAGGAAGUCAUGGCUCAUUUGCUGCUCUCAAUUCGUACAGUUCUUAUGUUUCAAAGCGAUAAAAUGGAAACUUAUGCUAAAUGGUAUAAACAAUAUAUUGGCGAUAUGAAAUUUGUUUUCAAUGUAACAGAGUUUAAAACAAUAAUCUCUGUUUUAACUGACUUAGUUCCAUACGAAAUGGAUGAAGAAUAUUUAGAGGUUCAUGUAAGAACAUCAAUAUCUCCACCCGCUAUGUGCAGUCAAUUAUGUCGAGAUUAUAAGCUACUAUGUCAAACAAGAAUGUCAGACGCAGGUGAUUGUUCGAGAUUGUUGGAUAAUGAUGAUGAAAUAUUGUCUGAUGCCGAAUAA
Molecule: messenger RNA, 1188 nt
Organism: Eupeodes corollae
Lineage: Eukaryota; Metazoa; Arthropoda; Insecta; Diptera; Syrphidae
Exons: 9
Source: RefSeq, a predicted model, not a curated record